Oreochromis niloticus (Nile tilapia) is the source of this 2566-nucleotide messenger RNA. RefSeq lists its product as uncharacterized. Bases 208 to 1092 code for a protein of 294 amino acids. NCBI's taxonomy places the organism in Eukaryota, Metazoa, Chordata, Actinopteri, Cichliformes, Cichlidae. Gene Ontology annotation, cellular component: membrane. The record is from RefSeq and is a predicted model, not a curated record. The transcript is spliced from 5 exons.
AAAAAAUAUCUUAAACGUCAGAUCGCUGAAUUACCAAAAAGCUGCGUCGCUGAAAGCAUGCUAACCGAGACACCAGAGGACAGAUCAAACUACAAAGGGCUUCCUUACAGGUUUACACGUAUACAUAUACAGGCAGGUCCUUUGGCAAAGAGAAGAGAGUGGGUAGAGCUUUUCUAGCGGAUCCAUCGUAGAGAAAGUCAGCUAGAGAUGGAGAGCUUCCAUGUAAUGUUCCUGAUAAACAUCUAUGUCUGCCUUCCUUUGACCAUGGUAGUCAGCUGUUGGGUGUGUUGUGUGGUACAAAGGGAGCAGGUCCCCAUCACCUACUACACAAACCUCUUCAUCUCCAAUCUGAUCCAGUUCAGCAUGAUGAUCAUCAUUCUCAUCGUCCAAGGAAACCAUGAACUAACCAUCUAUCAUAGCAUUUCUCUUGGCAUUUUGUGCUGUGCUGUGAUUGCUAAUCUUGACUUCAAGAUGUGCAUUGCUACUGAAAGGUGUUUGGUCAUCACCCGUCCACAGUGGAGCGGCAUCAGACAAACUAAAGGUUCUGUGCUGCUCUCUGUUCUGGUCUGGAUCCUGUCUGUUAUCACUGUACCUCUUGCUGUAUUCUUCUAUGUGAUUAUACUCCCUGUGCUUAUUUUUUUUGCCCUCGUUCCUUCUUUCCUGUUCAUCCUCACUUUGGUUUGGACCCUCAAAGCUCUGCCUGCUGCCACCUCAGUGCCCACUGAAGAAAAACGAAGAAUUGUUGGAACCUUAGUUCUUUUGUUACUUAAUUACUGUGUCAUGUUCCUUCCCCUGAUCAUCUUUCAGAUUGUAGCAAUUUUAGAUUAUUAUCUCAUUUUUAACGAUAUUCGUACAAUCCUCAUGAAUUUAAUUCUGUUCAGUCCUUUCAUGGAUUUAAUUUUGGUUUUUCUGAUGUGGAAAGACCCCAUCGACAAGCCGCUUGUAUCUCUGUGCUGCUGCAGUAUGAGCAACACUGUAGGAGAAGUAGCUGCAGAUACAACGCUGGAGCUACAAUACUGCAGCGAAUGUAACUGCAGCUACAGCACAGCAGCAGAUGUAGCCGCACAUAAUAAGAGCAGUGGUCAGAUGUAGCAUAGACAGAGAGGGGAAAUGGGUUCUGUGAAAGAAGAAGAGAAAUUCAGCAAACAUCGUUCUUUAUAAAUGUUUUUAAGUGGACAUCUGACUGAGAUUUGUCUUGAAACAGGAGCACUGUGCAUAUUAAAAGCUUUCCUGGAUGUUCACCACCUACAUUCCAGCUACAAGUUAAACAUGGGAAGGAAGAAAUCGUGUUUUAUUUACUGAUGGCACGCUAUGAAUCAAAAUCAUCUUAAAAUCUUAAAAAAAACCCCAAACAAUGAGCCUAUUAUGCUCCUGACAUAAUGAGAAAGGGUUCAGUAUAAUAUAGUAUUAUGCAUCAUUAAUAAUAUGCACUAUAUUCCCAAGAGUAUUUGUCUGUCUUCACACAGACAUGUGAAAUUGAGUGACAUCCCAUUCUUAAUCCAUACUCUUUAACAUGUCGCCCCACCCUUUGCUGCAAUAAUUCAACUCUUCCAAACUCCUCCUCCUCUUUCCAAAAGGUUUAGGAGUGUUUAUGGGAAUUUUUGACCGGAAUCAUUCUUUUGAGGUCAGACACUGAUGUUGGACGAGAAGGGCUCUGUGCAGGCCAGUCAAGUGGCUUUGUGCACUGGUGCGCAGUCAUGUUGGAACAGGAAGGGGUCUUCCCCAAACUGUUCCCACAAAGUUGGGAGCAUGAAUUACCAGACGGAGGAGCGUAAAUUGUCACUCCAGGGAACGCGUCUACACUGCUCAGUGGUGGCGUGCAUUGCACUUUGUGUAACGCUUGUGUGCAUCUGCUUUGCCUCACUCCAUGAAGCUCUCUACACACUGUUCUUCAGCUAAUCUGACGGCCACUUGAAGUUUUGGAGGACUGUAAUUAUUCUUUCACAAAUGUUUGCAGAAGCAGUGUGCCUGACUCGGGGCUUGAUCCUAUAUUCCUGUGUAAGUUAUUGGAACACUUGAAUUCAAUGAUUUGGAUGAGUGAGUAAAUAUAGUGUAUAUGUAAUAUGUAAUAGAUCGCCACCAGUAGUAAUCAUUAUGUGUGUUUUUGUCCCUGUAGUAAGUUUGUACUGUUUGUAAUGUUUACUGCUUCAUUUUAUGUUAUUUUAUUGUACAAAUAAUGCACUGAGUAAUAAUUAACUUUUUCACUUGUAUUUUUUUUUACUAUGUAUUAAUUUGUUUUGUAAACAAUCAUUGAAAAAUGGCACAUUUGUCUUCUGGACUUUGGUGUGCAUGUUUCCAUUUCCUGUGAGCUGUGCUGUGACAGAUCUUUGUCAGGGUAAUUCUUGAAUAACACCCCAAAGCAGUUUUUAAUGAAAAUGCCCAAUAAACCCAUUUUAUCUUAAGAAUGGAAUAUUUCUGUCACAACAUUUUUAAAUGUCAGAAGAUUUAUUGGAUUUUGUUCCAACACAAAAUGUCAUGUUGCUUUAUACGAAUUUAUACGAUCUUAAUGAAACAAUUCCUGUUUUCAUUUGUGAUCUUUGGUUGGGAGCGACUGUCGGGGAUAUUA